GUAACGUUAAUGGUAGCUGAUAGUGCUAACUAUUAUGGUGAAUCAAUAGCUCAGUUAAAGUAUACACUGUUUAUCUGUACCAAUCAGUGAACUAGUUAGCUUAAGUCAACUAACGUUACAUGUAAAGUGAAAUUAUACAUUUGUAAUCAUUGCAUGCUAUUUGAGGGUACGUUCUAGAGAGAGGAGCACUGGGGACAUGACGGUGUAUUUUGACCACCGAAUUGAGGCCCCUGAAAGCAGUGGUGUGCCCUCUCAGUUGACCUGGCACUCGGCUCUUCCUAUACUGGCUGUGGCCUCAAGCAGCCCCACCACUGGAAGCAAUGUAGACCUCUACUUGCAGCAGGGAGAAUAUGUGGAGAGCUGUCAUUUUGAACGUCCUCACCAUCCCACAGUGCUGCGCUGGCAUCCCACAAAGCCAGUGUUGGCUCUAGGCUGGGAGAAUGGAGAGGUAGUGCUGCUAACACACCCCUCUGGAGAUCAAACAGUCCUUCCCAGCACACAUACAGCCUGCAUCACACUGCUGGAGUGGAGUAGCUCUGGCAGCCGCUUGGUAACUGGUGAUCAGACUGGAGCGCUAGCAGUAUGGAAGGUAGAUGCUAGAGGGAGACUUCAAGGAAACCAUCUUGUGAAGCAUGAAUACAACAAACCUCUAACUUGCUGCAUCUUCAGACCGGCCUCACCUGGGGACGAUGUGGCAAUGCUAGCCCGGGCAUCAGUGAGUGGAGAUGAGAGUGCUCUAGACAUGUUCAGCUGGAAGGGUGCACCUCUCAGGAUGGGCCCACAGGAGGGACUCGCAUUCUACGUCAGCACUGCAGAUGGUAAGGUCCACAGUGUGGAUGAGCAUUGUAAGACAAGCAUACUUCUCAAUGUGGAGGGCGCAAUCAAGAAACUGUUCUACCUUGAGAAAAGAGAGGCACUUGCUGUGAUCACAGAAACCCUGAUGUUGUCACAGUACACUCUUGGACCUGAGGGAGGAGCCCAGGAAUUUAUGAAGGUUAAGUUGAGUAGCAAGACCGGGCAGAAUGUAGAUAUUUUCUGGACAGAGAACGGCCUCCUCAUCACAGCAACAGGGGAACAGGUUAUCAGGCUGUGGGACCUGGAGCGAGAUGACAACUAUGUUUUGGCUCUUGACGAGACUCUGGGGUUUGAGAGAGGAGAGAUGAUCAACUGUGUUUCAUACUGUGCAGGAAAAGAAAUCUUGGCAGCUGGUACCAGCCAUGGACGCAUAGCAAUGUGGAGGAUGGUGGUGCAGCCAGGCAGCAGAGGUGAUACCAAGGCCCAGUGGAAGCUACAAACACCCACAGAAAUAGAAGGAAAUGUCAUUCAGCUACAGUGGGGCUCUAGCCUGAAUCUGCUGGCGGCCAACAAUUUGAACACAGUGCUGAUCCUGUGUGAGCAUGUGAUGUCAGUCCACUUCAGCCAGCAGGUGGCAGCGGUGCAGCUCACCCCAACCCAGCUCAGCAUCACUCAGUUCACCACAGGAGCGCACCUUGCUCUGCAGUCUGACAUACACAUCAAGGGAGUGUGUGUUACCAAGGAUUCAGUGACUGUCUGGAGUGGCAAGCAGGUCACUGUGUAUGAGCUUUCAGGGACAGUUCUUCGCAAUACAGGAUCGUUUCCUUGUGACUCCCAUGUAGUAGCUGUAAAUGGCGAGAACCUCUACACUGUGGAACCUAACAGGGUCCAGAUUCGCACACCGCAGGGCACCGUGAAGCAACUGCUGACCUUCUCCAAGGCAGAGGGCAACCCUGUACUACUCAGUGUGUGUCAGUCUUACCUGGUGGUAGGCACAGACACAGCACACAUUAGAGUCUUUGACCUCUCCCGAAGAGAUGCCAAAGCUCACUGCAGUGCUAAGAACCUGGCUGACCAGAUUGCCAAUCUGGGAGCCCUGAGGUCAGUCAAAUGCAACACCAAUGCCAGCCAAGUCAGCAUCCUAAUCUCUCAGGUUAAUGGCCGACCUGAUCACAAAGUGUACUUUUAUGAUGUUGACAUGGACACUGUGACGCACUUUGACUUCUUCAUUGGCAGACCGUCAAGUGGUAUCUCACAGUCAGAAGAAAGUGAAAGGCAGCAGUUCCAGGAGACAGAGCUCAGCGGUCGCUGCCCUGUAUCUCACUUCUGGGAUGAGAGUGAACCUCGUCUUUUUGUUUGUGAGACAGUGCCGAUCAGCUCUGAAUCCUCAUCAACUAGUUUCUUCGAUACGGUGGACGUGUCGGUAGUGACACUUUUCUGUACGCAGGAGCAUGGGCUCCUCCUACAGGACUGCUACCCUAAACCUUCAGGCCUGCAGGCGCUCCUCGCUCUGGAUGUGCCCUACUAUUAUUUCAGCUGCAAGCCCGGUGAGAGAGAUCCGGUGUUAGCAGAGAUUUCAGCCACAAUGUCAGCACCUCCACACCAGACACAGCCAUCAAAGGGGUCAGCUGCCCAGUUCCCCCAUAUGGUGACCAGACGAGCUCUCAGAGACUUUGUGGGCCUGGAGAACUGUGAGAAGGCCACCCGUGACGCCAUGCUCAACUUCAGCUUCUACCUGACCAUCGGCGAUAUGGACGAAGCCUUCAAGUCUAUCAAGCUCAUCAAGAGUAAAGCGGUAUGGGAAAACAUGGCAGGGAUGUGUGUGAAAACCCGCCGGCUGGAUGUGGCACGCGUGUGCCUUGGGAAUAUGGGAAAUGCCAGGGCAGCAAAAGCACUGAAGGAGGCGGAGGCUGAGCCUGAGCCAGAAGCCCAAGUGGCAAUGCUGGCCAUUCAGCUCGGCAUGCUGGAAGAUGCAGAAAAGUUGUACAAGUGCUGUCAACGCUAUGACCUGCUGAACAAUUUCUACCAGGCUUCUGGCCAAUGGCAGCAAGCUUUGGAAACAGCAGAGAACCACGAUCGCAUCCAUCUGCGCACCACUUACUACAAUUAUGCCAAAUACCUGGAGUCAAUGGGCGACAGGACCCUGGCCCUCGCAUAUUAUGAGAAUUCAGACACACACAGGGUUGAAGUGCCCAGAAUGCUCCAGGAUGACACAUCAUCUCUAGAGAUCUACGUUAACAAAAUGAAAGACAAGAACAUCUAUAAGUGGUGGGCCCAGUACCUGGAGAGCCAGUCAGACAUGGAUUCAGCGCUGCGUUUCUAUGAAUGUGCCCAGGAUUACCUCUCCCUGGUUCGAGUCCACUGCUACAUGGGGAACAUUCAAAAGGCAUCUGAGAUAGCCAAUGACACAGGUGACAGGGCAGCGUCAUACCACCUGGCCAGACACUAUGAGGGCCAUGAUGAUAUCAAACAGGCCGUCCACUUCUACACGCGAGCCCAGGCCUACAACAAUGCCAUACGACUUUGUAAGGAGAAUGGUCUGGAUGACCAGCUGAUGAACCUGGCUCUGCUCAGUAACCCAGAGGACAUGAUGGAGGCCGCCUGUUACUACGAGGAGAAAGGCACCCAUAUGGACCGAGCUGUCGCACUCUACCACAAGGCUGGUUACGUCUCCAAAGCUCUGGAGUUGGCCUUCGCCACUCAACAGUUCUCCGCGCUUCAAUUGAUCGCUGAGGAUCUGAACGAGAGCUCUGACCCAGCCGUCCUGGCACGCUGCUCUGACUUCUUUAUCACACAUUCCCAGUAUGAUAAGGCUGUGGAGUUACUGGUAGCAGCCAAGAAGUACCAUCAAGCCCUGGAGUUGUGUGUGACCCAGAACUUGACCAUCACAGAGGAGCUGGCAGAGAGAAUGACUGUAACUGAUUCAAAAGACUUGUCUGAACAGUCCAGAAAGGAGCUGCUGGAGAGGAUAGCUGACUGCUGCAUGCGUCAGGGCAAUUACCACCUGGCCACCAAGAAAUACACACAAGCAGGCAACAAGCUCAAGGCCAUGAGGGCACUCCUCAAGUCGGGCGACACGGAGAAAAUAGUAUUCUUUGCAAAUGUUUCUCGUCAGAAGGAGCUUUUCAUCAUGGCUGCCAAUUACCUCCAGUCUCUGGACUGGCGGAAAAAUCCAGAGAUCUUGAAGACGAUCAUUGGUUUCUACACUAAAGGCAGGGCACCGGACCUGCUUGCUGGCUUCUAUGAAGCCUGUGCUCAGGUGGAGAUUGAUGAUUACCAGAACUAUGAAAAGGCUCUCGAUGCUUUGACUGAGGCUUUCAAGUGCCUCUCAAAAGCAAAGGACUCUUCAACUAGGCAACAGGAAGUAAGACUGGCUGACAUGCAGCGUAAAAUCACCCUAAUCAAGAAGUUUGUCCAUGCACGCAGGUUGUAUGUGGAGGAUGCUGGUGAGGCGGUGCGGUUAUGUGAAGCCUUGCUGGAGGAGCCAGAGUUGGACCCUGCUGUCAGGAUUGGAGAUGCAUUUGGUUUCCUGGUGGAGCACCACUGUCAGCAAGGCAACUUCCAAGUGGCCUACCAUAAGCUGGAGGAGCUCCAGAAGCUUUUGCCAUCGCAGAAUGUUAGGUACUAUGUGAGCCAGGCCAGCCUAGAGGCCCUGCAAAAAGAGAUGGGUGUACCCAUGGAUCGUGGUGACCGCAGGCACAGUGUGAAGGAGGAGGAUGAAGUGGAGGAGGACUUAAAUGUAUCUUAAAUAAGUCUCACUGAUGAUUUUUAUUUUGCUAAACAAUAUGAUAUAUUUUGAUAGAUUUGGAUUCUUUAUUAAUGUGUGUGAAAAAUCUGCAUUUUUAAGCGCAUGAAUAUGCAAGAGUCUGCACUUUCUCAAACUGGGAACGACUGUGCAGUUUGUUCAACAUGAGAUGUGUCACAGUUACCAACAGAAGUCACACUGGUAAAAUUGGUUGCAAUCGAAGGCACUUGAUUAUCACACAGUGGACGAGGACUGUGGAACGAAGACAGUAGAGACGGGGGAGAGAAGGCUACACCAAGACCACAUGAGGUUAUUUAAAAUCUUCCACACUCAUUAAGACAGUUGAGCUGAGAAGAUGUCUCCUACCUCAAAAAACAAUAUUCUGACCUGCAAGACAUUAAAGUGCAAAUUUCCAGUGUGACUGAGGACCAAGUGAAGGAAUCAACAAUGGAGGCUCUUAUUUUACAGCUUUGAUAUGUUAAUGUUCAUGUUCGCAUAUAUUUAAACAAUUUUUCAAUCUAAUGAGGAGUGCAUUCAGAGAUACACUAGAUCUAUGAUCUGCAAAAGAGUAUAAAAAGUUUAAUUAUUUAAUGCAGCUCUUCUAUUCUACCUUCAAUCCUGGAUUAAUUUUACAGCUGUUUUUUGUGCAGAAUGGUACAUAUUGAUGAAUACAGAUUAUUGCCUUUGAGCUGAAUUUUAUAUCUAGGUUUGGCUCUGAAUUUGCUGUUUGUCAUAGGUGUAUCCCCAGAUCUGAUUAUGUGUUUUACAUGCAUUUGGUACAAUGUAUUUUUUUAUAUUCAAUUGAUGUGGUAAAUGUAUUUAUCAUCUCAGUGUCAAAAGUUAUAUCUCUGUAAAGCAUUUUCCAGCUAUUUUUGAUAACGUGUGAGUCAAUUUCUACUUAGCACAUGAUAUUGUGAAUGAAUGUGUUUUACAUUACAAUGCAUUGUUCCUAUACAUUGUAAAGUUACUAUAAUAAAACAUUUUUUAAAUUAAA
Messenger RNA from Siniperca chuatsi (mandarin fish), 5534 nucleotides. RefSeq names its product intraflagellar transport 140 homolog (Chlamydomonas) (gene ift140). Gene Ontology annotation, cellular component: intraciliary transport particle A; axoneme; ciliary basal body. Gene Ontology annotation, biological process: intraciliary retrograde transport. NCBI's taxonomy places the organism in Eukaryota, Metazoa, Chordata, Actinopteri, Centrarchiformes, Sinipercidae. The coding region runs from base 197 to 4543 and encodes 1448 amino acids. The transcript has 30 exons. Gene Ontology annotation, molecular function: protein binding. The record is from RefSeq and is a predicted model, not a curated record.